UCCUGAGGAAAAAGAAGACCGUGGAUAAGUCCAUUGUCGAUUGUCCCGAAAUUUGCCUGUGAAAUGCGCUUUGGUAAACAUCCAGUUUGAAAAGCUUGUUGGUGGUAAUCAUUCGAAAAAAGUGAUCGAACAUGGACACAUCUUGCGAGUUGGGGUCGGAUGAAAGUUCUUAUGAAAUAUUCAAACAGGACAGCUUGUUUGCCGAGAGUUUUCCUUUGAUGAAGGAAAUUCGCAGGCAGGGGAAACUGUGUGAUGUGACUCUCAAGGUUGAUAACCAUUCGUUCUCGGCACAUAGGAUAGUACUGGCCGCCACAAUUCCCUAUUUCUACGCUAUGUUUACUCAUAAUAUGGCCGAAAGUAGGAUUAAAGAAAUAACAAUGAAGGAAAUAGAGCCCCAUGCUUUGGAGAGUUUGAUAAAUUUUGCAUACAGCGGAGUGGUUAAAAUUGAUAAUCAAAAUGUUCAAGGACUGAUGGUUGGAGCCUCCUUUCUACAACUGAACAAAGUUCGAGAUGCUUGCGCAGAUUUUCUGAAAGACAGGUUUCAUCCGCAAAACGUACUGGGCAUUCGUCACUUUGCAGAUACACUUGGAUGCGCACAACUGGUGACUUCUGCCGACCGCUACAUACAUCAGUAUUUCUCGAAGGUUGCAUUAUCGGAUGAGUUCAUGGGAUUGAGUUUCGAUGACCUGAUUGACAUCGUUCGUCGCGAUGAGCUGAAUGUUCCGACCGAAGAACGCAUUUUCGAUGCGUGCAUGAAAUGGGUUAAAUUCGAACAGCAAACCCGUGCAGUAUAUUUGCCCAACAUUCUAGCCAACAUCCGGCUACCCCUUCUAUCGCCACAAUUUUUAGCCGACAACGUUGCAACGGAAGAAUUGAUACGUACGUCACACAAGUGUAGAGAUUUACUAGACGAAGCACGAGAUUUUCAUUUAAUGCCGGAACGCAGAGCGCUCGUUUCUGCUUCUCGCACAAGGCCACGGUGCUGCGACUAUGUUGUUGGGCAAAUUUAUGCAGUUGGAGGACUAACAAAAAAUGGAGAAUCGGUAAGCACCGUGGAAAUAUAUGACCCCGUUACCAAGGAAUGGAAAAUGGGCGAAGCAAUGUCAAUGCUUCGUUCCAGAGUAGGGGUUGCUGUAAUGGAAGGAAAACUGUAUGCAUUUGGUGGAUUCAAUGGAACAGAAAGAUUAUCAACUGUCGAAGUCUACGAUCCCGUGCAUAAAAAAUGGAACCAAGGAAAGCCAAUGAGAUGCAAACGCAGUGCUGUAGGCGUUGCAGCUUUAGAUGAUUUAGUCUACGUAUGCGGCGGAUACGAUGGAGUUACUAGCUUAAGCACGGUUGAAUGCUAUUCACCCAAGACAGAUUCAUGGACAACUGUGGCCCCAAUGAUGAAAUACCGUUCUGCAGGUGGUGUUGCUCCCUUGGGAGGUUAUGUGUAUGCCUUAGGUGGACAUGAUGGUCUUUCUAUAUUCGAUUCGGUUGAGCGAUACGAUGUCACUACCAAUACUUGGACUAAGGUUCGAUCAAUGCUAAAUCGUAGAUGUAGGCUUGGAGUUGCUACACUUGGAGGUAAAUUGUAUGCUUGUGGAGGAUACGAUGGAAGUUGUUUUUUACGUUCAGUUGAAGUGUAUAUACCUGAAAAGGAUCAGUGGCAGCUAAUAGCUCCGAUGAACGUGAAGAGAAGUCGAGUGGCCUUGGCUGCUAAUAUGGGUAAACUAUGGGCCAUCGGUGGUUACGACGGGGAAUCAAAUCUGUCUACAGUGGAAGUUUACGAUCCCAAAAUGGAUACGUGGACAUUCGUGGCACCUAUGAGACACCAUGGCGGAGGUGUGGGGGCUGGCGUCAUACCAAACUUUGCAAAGUAAUGUUUCUUCUGAUGAUGCAAUGUGAUAAAUUAAAAAUAUCUCAUAAGUUUGUGUUAGCUUAAAUUUUAUUCUUAUAGAUCUAAUCGCUCAUUCUCAAAUCCUAAAGCUGUAUUCUAGAAAUCAAUCACAAAUCACAAUUGCAAAACAUAAUCGAUGUUAGAAAACAUGUGCAAAGGUAAAUGAAAAUGUUUUUGUUUUUGUUCUGAGUUAUUUUUUUUAUAAUUUGAUAGAUUACUGAUAUCGGACAUGUUCUAUGGUCAAACUAUUACAAUAUAACGAAAAAAGCUUGUAGAUAGAUAGCAUUCCCUUUCGAAAUGAUAUUGCAUAUCGAAAGCGUAUAUGAUUAUGAUGAAGAAAAAUACGUAAUCAUAUUAACUGUUUUUAGGCGCCUUUGAAAAAACCAAACAACUAGUAGUUCAGAUAAAAGCUGCUGUGAGCCCUGUUUUGGUGCCAUCAUGCUCACUCGCAUUACAUCUUGGAUAAGGUUCGCAUUGAAAGUCAAAACCUUCUUGCAUUCAAAGGCUAUUUGCUUGAAUUAAACCGAUUUGGGUUCUCUUGGCAGCAAAUUAAAGCUACACUGCAAGAAAUAAAUGCAACCCGCCCGAUGAGUUAAUUCCGAUGUACUGAAUAAUCAAUGUAAUCACGAAACCUAUGUAUGAUUACAUCGUUUUGAUGUAAAAUCUUUUGUUCCUACGUGUACAUCGUCCUGUGCAAUAUUCAUGCAACCAACGGAUUGAUCGGGUUGCAGCAGUUCAGAUGUAAUAUUACACAACAGUUUUUUCUGUGUACAACAUCCUUGUAGAAUGCUAUUGAAUUUUAUAUCGAUUGGACAUUUAGUUACCGAGAUAACUUUCAAAGAGUACUUGGGUAUCAGCAUGUUGGCUCCAGAGGCACGUUAUCCUCCGUUUGGGACAUUUGUGCCAUUACUAGAGUUCACACUAAGAAAAAGUAUAUCUAAAAUGUGCAAGAUUCACUCAAAAUUGAGCUAAAAUGGAACAGCUCAAAAAUGAGUAAAUUGCCUUUCCAGCGCUAGCGCUUACCUAAGUGCGAAAAUCUAACCAUUUUAAGCCGUAUAACAUUCUUGACAUCAUCAAGAAUAUUAUACGCAGUUCAUUACGGGAAACAUUCUUGACAUCAUCAAGAACAUUAUACGGCUUAAACAGAUGAAGUUUUUGCACUUGGGCCAGCGCUGGAAAUGCAAUUGACUCAAUUUGGAGUUGUCCCACUUUAGCUCAAAAAUUCAAAAAUGAGUGAAUUUUCUGACCGUGUAUUUGGGAGAAGUAUAACUCUACUCUGGCGUUCGAUUUAAAUAGGUCGUAUGUUUGCUGUGAUUCCCAUGCACAUUCGAUCUAUUCAAAUCGAACGUCAGAACUAUUUUAGCAUGAAGGCCAUGUAGUAAAUGGUCAUGUCAUUCACUUUCUACAAGUUUUCACGCUUAUUUGCUAUCUAGCGAAUCUAUCAUAUCUUACGUACUUGAAGUUUUUACAGAAAUCUAUGUUUCAUUGGAAUUGAGAAAAAAAAAUUCACCAGAAAUUGGAAUUUUUAAGAGAUUAUUUCUGCCGUUUUACUCAAAAGAUCCUCUUGAUUUUUUCCAGGAGUUUAAUUGAAAACUCAAACAUAUGUUAGUUCUGAAAUUUCUCCUGGAGUUCCACUGCCCAUAAUCGCAUAGUUGACGUAAUCACCAUUGACAAUGUCAGCACUCACAAGCAAAUAUCUAUCAAAUGUGCAUAAUUGUGACCAGUUUUAUUCAAUAGAGCACAAGAUCUAAUCACUAGCUAGAUACCAACGUGAAAAAAAAAUCAUAAACUUUUCAUUAAUCAUUGUUGAAAUUUCAAAAGUGCGCUGAAAACUACAGUGGCGCUUACGUCAACUAUGCGAUUAUGGGCAGUCCAGGCAUUCCCUCAAAAGUUCCUACGUGAAAUCUUCCAAGAGUUUUUUUUUCUAAAAUUUCCCCAGAAAUUGCUUCUGGCGUUUGAUUUGAAUAGGUCGUAUGUUUGCUGGGAUUCCUAUGCAGACCUAUUUAAAUCGAAAGGUAGACUUCAUGAGAUUCCUCCAGGAGUUCCUUCUAGAAUUCCGGCGAGAGUUUUUUAUUACUUUGCUGAUUAAUGAUUUUGUUCUUGCAUUCCUCCUAGAGGUUCUGCUGAAUUUCCUCCAGAAUAUUAUUUGGAAUUUCUUCAGGAUUUCCUACUGCUAUUUGUCCAAUUGUUCCUUUCGGGGAUUUUUCAGCAGCUCAAUACGGGAAUCCUCUAGAAGUUCUAAUGAUUAUAUAGACGUCAAAACAUAACAUCUGGUAAUUUUCACUUGGUUAUGCCCAGAAAUUGGUAUUUUCAGCAUUUCUAAAGAAACUUUAGGUUCUGUAAACAUUGUAAAUUUGUGUAACUGUAAAAACAUUUUUACAAUUAUCCCACUAACGUGGGUAGAUCAUCUUACAAAGGUGCGUUGCGGUGUAAGAUCUACCAAAUUAAAUUUUGACCUUGCUAUUUACCGCAUAUAUAAAUUCAGGCCAAACAUGUCUAAAGGUCCAACCUGCAGAAGAGAGGCUCUCUUUGGUUUCCCUCUCUUUCGUUAAUAUCUCAGCUGUUUAUUUGAAUUAUGAUUGUCUUCUUGCAUAGAACGAUGGUAAAAACAAUGGUCUUUUGAUUUGUACUGCAAAAAUAGUUGAAAAGUGUAUCAUUACCUCUCAAAUGCAGAUAGGACCUAUUGAAAUGUUUGGCCUGAAAUAUGCCAAGAUCAAAGUUUGACGCACUUUUUAAGUUUAUGCAAUAUAUUUUUUUUUGUUUUAAAGUUACUGCUCAUUAACAUUUUAUUUCAGCAGGAUUCAGGUAAAUUUAUCGAAUGAUACAAAUGAUAUUGUAAAAAAAAUAUGUAACUGUGGCGAGCGUAUCACUAAUUUGUAGCUUUUUUCGGCGUACAUCAUUCUAUAUUCCAGAUUUUCGAAGAGUCCAAUAUUUCAGUUAAAUGCCAUCAAGAUGACGAGGAAACCAGGAUGAAUUGAACAGACAACUCAGGCCAAACAUGUCUAAAGGUCCUAUCUGCAGAAGAGAGGCUCUCUUUGGUUGCCCUCUCUUUCGUUAAUAUCUCAGCUGUUUAUUUGUAUUAUGAUUGUCUCCUUGCAUUGAACGAUGGUCAAAACAAUCGUCUUUUGAUUUGUACUGCAAAAAUAGUUGAAAAAUGUACCAUUACAUUGCAAUAACUGAAAGAGAAUGUGAACAAAGAGAGCCUCUCAAAUGCAGAUAGGACCUAUUGAAAUGUUUGGCCUGAACUGAUUAAAAGCUGAGACGAGACUCGCGAAGACGGUCUUCUUUUUCUCCACAUUAUACCGCAUUUAGUUCACCACUGGACUGCGAACUGCGACUUCAUAAGUGCGAAAACGUAAAUAAAAGUGCGCGUUUGCAUCAAAUCAGGUUGAUGUCUUCGGCGCACUAUUUCUUCAAUCUAUGGUGAACAAGUGCUCUGAAGACACCGAGUUGAUUUGAUGCAAUCGCGCACUUUUAUUAGCGUUUUCGCACUCGUGAAAACUAGUGCGAUAGUCCAGUGGUGAACUAAAUGCGCUAUAUUAUUUUUUUCUUCUUUCUAUCUGUGUUGACAUUAUGUUUCGGGCUGGUGGUUCAAACACGUACGUGACCGCAUCACCUCACAUGCAGUGUGACUGAAUCCCAUUCACGCACAAAAUCAUGUUGAGGUGAAAUUUUGCAUCGCCAACAAUCGCCAAGCAAAGUAAUCAUUGGAAUAUUUUGUUUUCAAUUUAUUUUUGACAGUACAGGAGAAGAAAAUGCUGCUCGGAGUGAAUUUUGGCUUCAGAAUUUAUCUCGGAUAGCAAUACUUUACUCGUUUUAGGUAACGUAAUCAAACGGGCUACAACUGACAGCUCAGUUGGGCUGCACUUGACGUUGCUUUUUUUCCUCUUCGCGAGUCUCGUCUCAGAUUAAAAGCAGUCUAACAAUGGUGUGCCUGAACGUUAACCAAACGUAUCCUUUGGAGUUUACGCUUCCACUAACAACACUUAAAUUCUCGUAUUGUCCGGCGCCGAUCGUACGCCCGCAAGGCAUACAGCCGCAAUGGUACUCGCAAGGCAAAACAAAUGAAAAUAUGUUCCCGCCCAAAACAAAAGCAUGUAGGUUUUGCGUAGUGACAGAUGUUUUUCAAUGUAUUUGUGAUAGGGGUUAGAGUGGCUCAGUGAAAUGAGUGUGCUUGCUGUCAAAUCCCAUAUAAUGGAAUAAAGUACUUGCAGAAGCUGGUGACGCUGUUAUGAUUAGUAACUGUUGCGCUUGUAUCAGAAACCAGAGGCAGAUAAUCGCCAUAUUCUGAUUUUUUCUUGAGAGGCAUAAUAACAUCUAGGCCUGAGAGAUCGUAGAGCUGUCUACAUCUUUCAUAGGUGUCCAAAACUAACUAUCCUUUCCCAUCUCUCAGCAGUCGCAAGGACGUGUUCUCGACCAUUGGAGGAUUGCGUCAAUCUUGUCUAAGAGUCAAUAGAUUAGUCCCAAGUCUUUGUGCUUCGGUUCGGACAGGAGAUAACCAUCAUAACAACGGUCUAGGGCUGUAUCACCUACGAAUUUGUGCGAGUCGCUUAAGGUGAAGGUUGCUAGAGAUCAUAACAAACAGUCCUGCUCCCGCAUUAAUCACCUACUCACCCACCCACUCAAGCCAAACAAACAAGACGGCACACAGUGCAGUGUAGCUUGGUCAAAGAGACGAAUUAAAUUGUUUUGCCAAACUUAAUCGUGUGGAAAUUAAUCAGUAUUUUGGUAGUAUUCUCUUUACCCCUUUGAAUGUUUACAGACUUAUGAGAUAUUCUGUUAUUUCACGGGCACAGUUUUUUUUCAAAAAGAAUGGUUAAUCUCAUUUGUAAUCUAGUUUUGCACAAUAUUGUCGACAUUUGUCUCACUGUGCGUAGCUUUAUUUACGUUUUUGACCAUUUUCUCUCCUCUCUUCUCUCUCACUUUUUCUCUCAAAUCAUGUCAAUCUACCGUGAUAUGGGGAGGCAUUAUUUGUCUCAAUUACAAAUUAAACAAUCUAAAGUUCUGUAACAUCAUCUAAAUAUCGCAAUGAAAAUACUAGAUUCGAAACAUUUGAUAUGAUUGGAUCAGAUACUACUUUGUUUCACGGCAAAUGUAGACAGAGAUUUGGACAAGUUCACUCAGCAGUACACAAUAUCACUCAGUUCAACGGUAGGCUUUGCAGUUGUAAAUAACCGCGAUUGAAAUUCCAUCGGGUUUUCGGCCACAAAAGUGGAAAAAACGUAAUCUUUCGGCAAUAAACGCUUGAUUAAACGGAAGAAACAACAGUUUUCCGCAAACGAUCAAAUUUGUAUAGUGCUGGGCAGUUUAGGAGAGAAGAAAAUAGUGAUUUGGAAAAAUAUGUGCCACACGUUCGUCGAGUAAAAGUUGCGGUGAGUGUUGAAAUUUCGCACGAUUCAGUGAAAAUAUUGUGAAUAAAUGAAAACAAUUUGUCCUAAAGUACCCGAAAUAUAAUCACCUACCAUGAGUAGCAAUUUCUAUGCAUUUGAGCAGGUAAGCUUGUAUUUUUUAAUCAAUUUGUUAGUCAAUCUCCUAGCUCAUUGAAGGUGGUGGAGAGGAGGAGAGAGGGGCAAGAGAGCGUGUGACGGCCAUACUGACUGCCAUAUUUGUACGCCUGCAACUAUGUCCUUAAUGCGAAUAGUCCAUUUUACGAGCCGAUUUUAUGAAUGAAUUUUGACAGGAGGUAGCGUCCCGUGAAAAUCAAUAUCAUCAUCAACAUUGUUGUCACUUCGUAAAAUGGCUCAUACUAUCAUAUCUAUCCAGGCCCGAAUAAAGGAUUGUGGAAACCGGAUCUUUACUCCCUUACACUCUGAGUAGAAAAUGACCUAUAAACACCGACGAACCGAUGUGACAGCUAGAACAAAUAAAUUCGAAUUUGUUGUCCCCGACGCCAUGAUGAAAAAUAGCCGAACACUACCGCCUCCUCUAUAACGGUUCGCGUUGUUUUGAUAGCUUGACUCCAAACCCCCGUGUAUUCAUUCAGGAAGAGGUUCGCGCCUGCGUUGAUUUGACAGAAGCGUUCGCUCGCGUCGCUGGUCGACCGUUAAAUUUGAGGGGGGGGGGGGGGGGGGGGGCAGUUUGAAUCGCCACUGUCACGUCGGUUCGUCGGUGCUAUAAAGCCAAAAAAAAUAUCAAGUUCUCAUUUAAUGAUAAAAAUAUCAAAACAGCAAAGUAUUUAUUACGCUCGAUAAAUCAGAAUAAUAGAAUCAGAAAACCUGACUGUAUAUUAAAUGAAAGCAUGCUGUCAAUAAAACUAAAACUUCCUACAACUUACACAAAAUUUCAAUGACGAAAAUAAAUUUAAAAUAAAAACUAUUGAUACUGCAAGCUUUGAUAUAACUACAUCGAUUGUAUAGGUAGAUUUCUUGAAAAAUGAUUGUCUUCAUGUUGUGAAUUAUUGUGUCAUUAAGACUGUCACGAUAAAAGAGCAUGCAACGCUAAGGACACGAUCGGUGAAGUACUAGAUUAGUUAUGAGCUGAAUUUUUGUAUGGUGAGAAGGCGAAUUCUCUGUUUCUGCGAGGAGAAAAGUACAAUAAGCCUGGAUAUUUAUUAUGAUUCCUUGUCUAAUUUGAUGCUGUUUGAGCAAAAGAUUGGAAAACUGUGUUGUUAUAUUCUCCAUUUCUUGUCUUUUAAACAGCACAGUUUACCAAUCUUUUGCUCAAACAGCAUCAAAAUAGACAAAGAAUCUUAAUAUCCACGCUUUUUGUACUAUUUCCUUGUAGAAACGGAGAAUUCAGCUUCUCACCUUACAAAAAUUCAGCUCAUUACCACAAAUCUAGAGUACUUCAUCGAUAGUGCCCUAUUAAAAAUCUAGUCAUAUUUAAUGGAAAAAUUGUAUUGAUUUUUUAACGUAGUAAAUAAAAUGUAUGUGAAAUCUA
Molecule: messenger RNA, 8758 nt
Organism: Aedes albopictus (Asian tiger mosquito)
Lineage: Eukaryota; Metazoa; Arthropoda; Insecta; Diptera; Culicidae
Gene: KLHL18
Product: kelch-like protein 18
Exons: 14
Coding region: 132-1862 (576 amino acids)
Molecular function (GO): protein binding
Source: RefSeq, a predicted model, not a curated record